Messenger RNA from Dendronephthya gigantea, 637 nucleotides. RefSeq lists its product as uncharacterized. Bases 7 to 576 code for a protein of 189 amino acids. The transcript has 2 exons. The record is from RefSeq and is a predicted model, not a curated record. Lineage: Eukaryota; Metazoa; Cnidaria; Anthozoa; Malacalcyonacea; Nephtheidae.
UGUCACAUGACAGAUAUCCCAGGAUGUGGGGUUGGAGGUUGGACCCUAGUGAUGAAGCUUGAUGGGACUAAGAAAACAUUUGAGUAUCGUUCCUCCUUGUGGACAAACAAAGAGGCAUACGCAGUACAAGAUGGUCUGGAAGGAUUGACAGAGAAAGAAAGCAAGUUGGCUUCGUAUUGGAAUACUCCGUUCACAAAGAUUUGUCUGGGUAUGUCGUAUAACGGGACACGAAAAUUGAUGAGCUUCAACUACACCGCAACUUCGCUGUACAGUGUGAUCGCAGACGGCCAGUUUAGGGGAACGGGGGCUGGUAGAGCAGCAUGGAAAUCCCUGAUCGCCAACUCGUCACUUCAGAGGAACUGCAACAUGGAAGGAUUUAAUAAUAUACAAAUUGCGAAUGGAAACCGAAUGCGAAUUGGACUCGUUGCCAAUGAACAGGAAGAUUGUAAUUCGUGUGAUUCUUGGAUUGGCUAUGGAGCAAGUUUCACUGGAUGGACUUGUGGAAAUGUUGCUAGGCACCAACCUGAUAACGGUGAUAAAAAUUUGGCGACGUUUGGAUACAUUCUCGUUCAAUAAUCAACCAGUAAAAUAGCACGCUAUCUUCUAGUCAAUAUUAAGAUAACUUAUGGGUUGUAAA